Molecule: messenger RNA, 2169 nt
Organism: Scheffersomyces coipomensis
Lineage: Eukaryota; Fungi; Ascomycota; Pichiomycetes; Serinales; Debaryomycetaceae
Gene: SUV3
Product: ATP-dependent RNA helicase
Exons: 1
Coding region: 1-2169 (722 amino acids)
Biological process (GO): RNA catabolic process; mitochondrial RNA 3'-end processing
Cellular component (GO): mitochondrial degradosome
Molecular function (GO): hydrolase activity, acting on acid anhydrides; ATP binding; RNA helicase activity
Source: RefSeq, a predicted model, not a curated record
AUGAUACUGCUACUAAGGCACCAGAGGUUGUUCACCUAUCAUCUCAUAAAAAGGAUAGCAAUACGAUCAGCUACUUCAUCUUCAUCUCCAUCUCCAUUAGAUCCUAUACUGAAUAAAAUAUGGAAAAGGAUUAACAAUAUAGAGUCAUCUACUAAUAGUCAUGAUGAAAGCAAACCCAUAUUCUCAGUUGAUGCCAACGACAAACCUUUAGAUCAACUCAAACAAUUGAUAGAAAUCCCAUUAUGGGAACUUUCUCAAAAAUUAAAUCAUAAAUCAUUUGAAGCUCCAUAUACUACUUUGAAUUCAGUAGAAUCACAAGACAUCGAUAUCAUUCUUAAUAACUUACAAUCUAACUUACAUCAAACAUUUCAAAAUUAUCUUACUAAUAAAGAUACUGAAAAUCCCAAUAUUAGAAAAAUCGAAGAUAUUAAAUUAAUCGAUUUUUUCAAUCCAAAACUUGUAAAUAUAACUCAAAUCAUAUAUCUGAUAAAUAAUAAUCAAUAUCCUAAGAAUUUCUUAAAAUUCAGUCAAGUUAAUUCUAAAUUAGGGUUAUUAACUCAACUAUUAACUAAUUUAUUAUAUAAAGAGUAUAUGGAAUUAAAAAUCCUCACUACCAAACCUGAAAAUAAUAUUUUUGAUAUAUCAAAUCCAGCAGAAUGGUUUCCUGAAGCUAGAAAGAUGAAAAGGAAAGUCAUCAUGCAUGUUGGUCCUACUAAUAGUGGAAAAACUUAUAAUUCAUUAAAGACUUUAUCUCAAGCCAAGUCUGGUUAUUAUGCGGGUCCAUUACGUUUAUUAGCUCGUGAAAUUUAUGAAAAAUUUAAUCAUGAUGGUAUUAAAUGUAAUUUAAUCACGGGUGAAGAAGUUAUACCUUCUAUGGAUGAAUAUGGUAGAGUAAGUCAAAUUUCUUCUGGUACGAUUGAAAUGAUUCCUUUACAUCGUAAAAUGGAUGUAUGUAUUAUCGAUGAAAUUCAAAUGAUUGCUGAUGAUAGAAGAGGUGCAUCAUGGACAAAUGCAUUUUUAGGUGUCUUAGCUAAAGAAAUUCAUUUAUGUGGUGAAGAAAGUGCUGUACCUUUAAUUCAAAAAUUAACCAAAAUAACGGGAGAUGAAUUGGAAAUCAAGACAUAUAAGAGAUUAGGAAAAUUAUCUACAACAAAGGAACCUGUUAAUAUUUUACGUGAUUUGAAAUCGGGUGAUUGUGUGAUUUGUUUUUCUAAACGGAAAAUUUUGGAAUUAAAAUGUCAAAUUGAACAAAAGACAAAUUUAAAAGUUGGUGUGGUUUAUGGUGCUUUACCACCUGAAAUCCGUUCUCAAGAAGCUCAGAAUUUCAAUGAAGGUACAACUGAUGUUUUAAUUGCAUCCGAUGCUAUUGGGAUGGGACUUAAUUUGAAAAUUAAACGAGUUAUUUUCCAUUCCUUAAGAAAAUUCAAUGGUAGUGAAAUGGCAGAUUUAGCAAUUCCAUCUAUUAAACAAAUUGGAGGUAGAGCAGGUCGUUAUUCUCAAGAAUUUGGUCAACUGGAAGGAUUUGUAAGUGCAAUGAAUAAACGUGAUAUCAAUCUUAUUCAAAAAGCCAUGAAACUGCCUAUUAUAAAUUUGAAAAAGGCAUGUGUUUGGCCUACUGAUUUAGUAUGGAAGCAUUAUAUGUCUAAAUUUCCUCCUUCUCAACCAUUUUAUGAUAUCUUGCAAGCCUUUGCAGUUGAAACUGUCCAAUUAAAGCUGAAUAAUUAUUUCAUAACGGAAUUAGAUUUCAGAUAUGAGAUUUUGAAAUUAUUCUUAAGAGAAGAUUUAUAUAAAGAACUUAAUAUUGAAGAUCAAUUAGUAUUAAGUUUAGCUCCCAUCAAUUUAAAUAUGGCAUCUGAUCAAGUUAAAGAAACGGCGUUUAAAUUUUUCCAAAUGAUUCGAAAUUGUGAAAGUAAGAAUAUAUUUGAUUUUAAUUUCUUAAAUCAAUCAGUUAUAACUCAAACUCCAAAGAUUACUGCUUCAGUGGGUGAUACUGUUAAUCUUUUAACGACGUUAGAAGAUUAUCAUAAAUUGGUAUUAUUAUUUAUGUGGUUGAGUCAAAGAUGGCCCACUUUAUUUGUGGAUAAGGAAAGUGCAUCAGAUAUGAAAUCAUUAAUUGAAAAGAGAAUCAGUCAGGAAUUAAUCAAUAUGAGAAGAAUGAAUUCUCGUUAG